Molecule: messenger RNA, 609 nt
Organism: Geodia barretti
Lineage: Eukaryota; Metazoa; Porifera; Demospongiae; Tetractinellida; Geodiidae
Source: the annotation of a GenBank genome assembly
CUGAUCGGCCGCAACGGCGCGGGCAAGACCUCUUUGCUCCGGCUCAUCACCGGCCGGCUCGAACCCGACGACGGCGAGAUCCACACCCAGAGCCGCAUCCGCGUCAGCGAGUUGGAGCAGGCGCUCCCCGAGGAGCUCCGGCAAACGGUGCGGGAAUACGUCACCACCGGGCUGGCGGAUCUGCAGGCCCUCAUCGAUCUCUAUCAGCAGCGGUCCCAGGAGACUCUGGACCGAAAGGGCCUGCUGGAGCUGGAGGCGCUGCAUCGGGAGAUCGACGCCCACGGCGGCUGGCACCUGGACCAGCGCGUGGAUACGGUCCUGAGCGAGCUGGAUCUGCCGGCGGACCGGCGGCUGGAGGAGCUGUCCGGCGGCUGGCAGCGCCGGGUGGGGCUGGCCCGGGCCAUCGUCGGCAACGCCGAGCUGCUGCUGCUCGACGAGCCCACCAACCAUCUCGACCUGAGCACGAUCCAGUGGCUCGAGGACCGGGUCUACAACUACGCGGGCAGCGUCCUGUUCAUCACCCACGACCGCGCCUUCCUGCGGCGGCUCGCCACCCGCAUCGUGGAGCUGGACCGCACCCGGCUCACGAGCUGGCCCGGCAACUACUGA